UCUAUGUUGUUUAGUAUGGUAUGGCGGGGGAAUUAGAAAAGGUUAUGAGUUUGUGUUGUGGACUUUCAUCAUUUGUAUAAUACAGAAUGGCGUUACUCUAAUUAUUUAUUUUGAUUAUUUGUAUCGUUAUUAUAUAAAUAUUAUUCUGGUGGUGAAUGUUGUUUAAACAAUUCCAACAUGGAGCAGCUUCAAAAUGAAAUAAGGAUUUGUUGCAAUUUAUUGGAUUCAAACAAAAUAACAGAAAGAAAGAAAAAGAGUAGCGAUCUUCUAGAAUACUUACAAAGAAAAGAGAUUUUAACGUUACUUAAUAAAAACUCAGAAAAUAAAGAAGAGAUAACAUGGGAUACUGUUCUGCUAGCGACUCAUAGAGGAUUGCUCAAGGAAUCCGAUCGAAUCCGAAAUGAAGAACUAAAAGGUUGCAACCAGGCUUCAAAAUUGGAGGGCACAAAAGUUACCUUCUGUUCAUUGAUAUCUACAAUUGCAGCACGUGCCAAUUCAGGUGGGAUCCAAAGAUUAACAGUUGGGUCACUGUUGCAAUGUGUGUUUAGUGUACUACAAGAAGUGUUUCUCCGCAAACAUUUUGGCUAUACAUAUCUUCAAGUUUUGCGAUAUCAGAUUUUGACUACGCACAACUACUGUAUGAAUAUUGGUGAAGAGCUCUGGAAAGAUUUGUUCCAACUUCUCCAGCAGCUCUAUCGAAAUCCACCUCCAAAAGUUGACAAAGCAGUUAUUAUUGGAACCUUAAACUUUAUCAUUAAAAAUGGAAGUUGUCACUCUUUCUUUGCUCUGGAUGUUAAAAAAAUGUUCCCAACUCUAUGUGAGUGGAUAAAGGCUGAUAUAAGAACACUUAAUCUACAGGAGCACUUGGUCCAACUAGCUCUGACUGUGUGCCGGGUGCUCCAGUUUGAAUGCCGAAUGGCCAUAUGCAAAUUUGGAGAAGAUGUCAUGUCAGACUUUCGAAACAUUUAUGACCAUAGAGCUGAUGGAGUUUCAAAAAAGAAGGAUCUGUUGCUGGACUGGUUUGUGCUACAAGUGCGAGUCCACCACCCUGGAGGAGCGCAGCGAGGCUCAGACGCAGCACACGCUGGACAGUGGGAUGUCUGGACACGACAGCUGGGCUGGAUGUAUCAGCUAGUGAUAGCUGAAGUCAAGGCAGUACAACGCCACAGGACCAUCAGACAUUUGCGGCCAAGCUUUGUCACACUUGCAGUCGCAGUUUGCAAACAGAUUUUUGUAAUUGAUUCAAGAGAAAUGCUCGAUAUGAGCAUGAUAUCAAACUUAAAUGACACCUCUAUGAUGGAAGGAAAUCCGACAAAGAGAAUCAAACUGGAGACUGGAGUCCAAGCCAUCCUCGACAAACUGGUCAUGACUCAGCAACAGGAUAUGUGGCCUUGGUUAUCCUUACUCUCAGCUCUAUCUAACAAACACCCAGAACUGAUCGGUGAGACGGAUGUUACAUCUCUCCUCCAGUUUUGUGCUGAGCAACUUCAGACCUGCAAGGAUAAUACCACUAUGGAAAGUUUAUACAGGUGCUGCAAUGCUCUGCUGUACGUUGAGAUCAAGAAGGACUCUAAUUUGUUAGACACGAACAAGUUAAUUGAAUUGUGGAGUAGUAUUUGGGAAACAUGUUUGAGAACUAUAGGACUGAACUUGUGUGAAGAAUGGUCCCAUCUCCUGGUCCAACAACUGAUCCUGGAUACCAAACAGGUACCUGUAGACAAGCUGCUGGAAUUGUACAUCUCUGGAGCCAUCCACAGGUCAAGGCAUAGUAUGGACACACUGCGUUGUUUGUCAACAACGUUCUGCCUUACUGAACGCCUCAGUGCAAAGCAAUGUAAAAUUCUCCAAGAAUGGAUUUUACCCAGCCGAGAAGAAUCUAUACAAGAUGACUGGAACUCUCUUCUUCCAUGCACUGACUUGAUAGCUAAAUUAUUGUUAGCACUCUCGAUAAAGAACAAACUUUAUGAAGUAACAAAUAAUUCACCCGUAUCGUCCAUGGAUGAUUUUGAGAAACACUACAUCACUACUUCUUUUGAGGAUGGGCUGUUGGUUGAAAGAAAAUGUGCAAAACCAACAUCAACAGAGGAUGCCCCAAAACAACUUGUAUUGCAGGACAAUGAACUGCUAGAACAUAUGCUAACUGUACUGACAAGGGAACAUUUUGUGACCAAAGAAAAGUCUACACCAGGAACCAGCGCUGCUGUUCACAUGUUCACUGUACACUCUGGUCUUCUGUUUCAUGUGAUAACUAUGGCACAACAGUGGGGCCUCUCACUGGAUGAUAGAUUAGAAACUUAUUUAUACGAAUCGUGUAAUGCGGUGGCAGCAGCUGUUGAGAGCGUUCUCACUAGAAAAACUGAGAUCCCUGUAAUAACUGGUGUAUUAGAACGCUUGGUUAGCCUUUUCCAGCUGUUUUCAACUAAUGAUAUUCCCAUAUGCCGUAACCUAGUCAAACGUCUUGGCACAGAUUACAUCAUCCAGGCUUGUAGUAAACUCACUGUUGUGUCACAACGAACCCAUCAACCUACAAGUGAUUUUGAUUUUGAUGAAAUGGACACUGCUUCACCAGUUAAUUCAGAUGAAACUUCACCGUUUGACAAAGAAAGUAUUUUUGGAUGGUCCCAAGUCCAACUGCAAGCCUACAGAGUGAUGCUGGAGUACUGGAAGUGGGGUUCGGGAGAUCUUAUGUCCAGAUGGCUGAAGUUGCCUGUGUCUAACAACAAGGACAUCAGCUCGUCCUGUGCCUUACAGAUGGCAUUUAAUGCCGCCAAACUGGUUUGUUCUAUGCCUUCUGUUGAAGAGGAUGUAUUGGAAGAGUUGCUGAAUACCCUUCAAAGUCUUUGUCGCAAGUGGCAUGCUAGUGAUAUAGCAAUUAUUGCCAUCAUUAAUAUUUUUAAGGAUAUGUGCCACCAUAUACAUAGGUCAGAGGAUUGUCAAGCGAACUACAUUGUUCUGAUUACUGGUGUACUGAAAUUUGUAAAGAAGAGAAAAUAUGGACCACAUGUGUCCACUCAGUUUGUGGAGCUUCUUGGUCUUAUUGCAGUGGUGGACAAGGCAGCCAACUGGAGCACAAGAGUUACAGACGAUGGUUCUGUUCGACCUCUGGCGCAUGAGCUCCUCUUUUUUAUUACCUCACCCUUCUAUCAGGUUCGAAUAGCAGCCUGCAGAAUGAUUUGGACACUGUUUUCAACUUCAUGCCAGCAGCAAAUAUUCAAUGACUUGUUGGCUGCUGUGAAUGAAAUAUUUCUCAUUCAGGGGGAUUUACUGGUAGAUGAAGAGUUAGAUGAAGGUGUCUCUCGCACCGCUACAGCUCUACAUUGUCUAAGCGUCAUCAGCGUUUUCACUUCAAAAUGGCGUUGCAAAGCUCUUUUCAACAUAUUUUACAUCACUGUCCAGAAGAAUCUUAAUACAGUUUUAGUAAAGAAAGUGCUGACAACAAUAGCCAAACAUGAGGAUAUUGAGCAAUUGAGUGAGUUCAUACAGCCUGCUCUGCCGCUAAUCUUGUGGCACUGGCACGAGAAGUCGAACAGCCUGCAGAGUUUCCCCUGGGCACUGCUGGGUUACACCUCGGAUGCACAGUUCUACUCUGCCCAGCUACAAGUGAUCCUGCCCGUGCUGAUAUACAGGAGAGAUUCUACCUCACUGCAACAUAUAGCUGCUGUAACGGGCCAGCCUAUCUCUGUUCUCAUUGAGGCCUCCUAUUCACAACUUUUGGGCAGUGUUUUACCUCGUUUUGCUGAUGACAAUCAACAGGAAACUGCAACUGUAAUAAUAUCAACUAUUGAACAAUAUCUUGGUGAUGAAAAAGUCAAAUCUCUCUUAGUGGCAAAAAUGACAGAUGUGAUAGCCUGUGUCAUUUCAAAUUUGCAUGAUCCAGAAAAUUGUAAAAGUUUGUUUGGAGGAGAACUCCCAGAACUUCCUGAAUGUACAAAAUUGAUGUUCCCAGCAAAGCUAGUACUUGGUGGCAUCCAAUAUAUCCAGCUGUUUCAGGAGAACUCUCCAAAUAGUGAUGUACCUCUUUGGAUUUACCUAUCACAGGAGAAGCCUCGCCUUAUCCAGAAAGUGCUCUUGAAACUUUAUACAAAAGUUCAAAAAGCAAAGUUAAUGGAAUUCAAGUUGCUGUUUCUUCACCAUUUUGUGACGUUGUGUGACAUGCUGGUGGCAGUGGUGGCCAAGCCUCGGUAUCAUCUGUCUCGUUACACUGUGUACUGGAUAACGAGAGUGUUGCUACACCUUGCUCCAGGAGACAUGGGCAUGGCCACAGUGUGCUACCUGCACAGAUUUCUGUCCACAGUGUUGUCUUCUCACCCUCAACUUGUGGACUCUCUGCUACCUCGCAUCACGACAACCCUAGUUCCUCUUGCCAGUCGCACAUCUCCUGUCGGGAAGAAGGUGCUAGAGGUGUUGGAGCUUUUGUUGGUGACACAUGCCAACACACUUGUGACUGUGGCAACACUGGAGCCACUGCCAAGUGAUCCGAUGUUUGCUACUAUGUCUGAGAAGUAUCAGAAGCAGCGCUACGCCACGCCCCUAUCUACCUCUUUGCAUGCUGAGAUACAACACGUGCUCAACACCAGCCAACACGGCACAGCUUACCACGAGGGUCUUAGUCAUCUAAGAAGAAAAUUGUCGGAAAAUAAAGUUGAACUAGCUGAUCUCUACAAAGAUUUACAAAACUCAAGAGGAUUUUCAGAAGAUUGUGAGCAAAGUAUUUUGCAUCAGUUGAUUUGUUUGCUCAUACAGAUCACAUCAGGCUCUGAUCCAAAGGCCAGCUACGAGGCUGCGUGUUGCCUGGGAGAGUUUGGGCCAGCAGACCUCACCACACUUGGCCUCAAGCCUGAGACUUCAGCCUCAUCAACUCAACCCCAGGAUGUGUUCUUGGAGUGUGUGGUGAGACAUCUGUACCUGUGUCUCUUCGACUCCGAUGUUGCAGUGAUCCAAGCUGCUUCUGAUGCCCUCUAUUCAUUGUUCAACAGUUUCCACCACCAACUGACAAAUAUGCUAACGGAAGAACAGUCUGAACUGUUUUAUCCGUUUGUCAGCUCAGCGAAGAAGCAGAAGAAGUUAGUCAGUGUCAAUGAAAGAGAACUGGAGGACCUAAUGUCAAUGUUCUGCCCUGACGAGGUGUUCUCACAUAGACAGUGGGUUAUAAGGAUCAUGUCCGCCAUCUUACAUUCUGCUCAGUUAGGAUAUCUCACACCAGUUUGUAAUUUUAAGGAGGACUUCUGCAAUGAACUAUUUCCCAUGGCCAUUGACCUCGUGCUCUCUACCCUAAAGAAGAGGUCAUGUACUGAUUUAUUUAUUGACCAAAUUAAUGAGUUUUUCGCUCGUCACGCAAAUACUGAUUCCUCAGUGGAGGUUUAUGGUAGUCGAGAUUCUGUAUGUACCAUGCUGAAAGUUGUACAUGUUGUCAGAAAGUAUACAGAACAGCAAAGAAAAAUUAAUUACCUCAGUAUUUCCAGAGCAGCUAUUUUCUGUUCAGCUUAUUUUACUGCAGUGAUGUAUGGAGAGUUAUGGGCAAGCGAAUAUAACAGUGAUCGAGGAGAUCUAGACGUGGAAGGUUUGACUCAGCUUGAGUACAUUGAGGAGAAAGACUGUGAAAAUGGACAGAUUCUACAAAAUUUACUAAGAGAGGCUUACACGAAGAUUGGAGAGCCGGACGCAGUGUAUGGGUGUGGUAACUCUCACCUACGAGACUGGCAGACACAGAUUCUACACUACCAGUACGAGGGCAGGUGGCGCAGUGUGGUGGAGGCUUGUGACAUGCAGCUGGCCCUGGAUCCCACACUUCAGCUGCAAGGUCUACAGAAUGCACUGCACCACUGUGGCCUGUACCAUCUAGCGGGUAGGGUGUCAGAGAGACAGAACUACGAGGCUAGCUGGCGGCUGGGACAAUGGGAGCUGGUGGAGCCGGAGACUCACAGCCAUGACAGCCUGGUGUACUGCGGACUACGAUCUCUGCGUGGUGGCGACACUGCCCGGGCUCUGCAGGCUGUCCGUCAGGCUCGCUCACUGGUCAUACAGGGGCUCGCACACACAAGUCUCGAGGCUGCCACCAAUGUCUAUACUCCACUGGCCAAGCUGCGAUCUCUACAGGAGAUAGAGGACUUUGCAACUCUAGACUUCAUGUCAGUCGCCAAGAAGUGGGAGGAACAAGAUAAGAUUGGGUGGAAAAAAUUCACUCAAUUUGAAAGUAUUUUGGCACAGAGAAUUACCAUGUUAAGAAUUAGAGAAAAUUUAAAUCCGGAGACAUGCGCCAAGGUAAUGUUGAGAGCCACUGAAGCAGCAAGAGAGGAAGGCCUGUUCACAGUCGCUCACAGCUGGCUGAUGUCUCUGUCCCACCUGCGAGAGUUGUCACCCUUACAGUCUCUGUCUAUCCAACUGCUCCAGGCCCAACUAUACUGGGACAAGCAAGAGGCCGACACUGCCAGAUACCACCUGCGACGCCUGCUCGGCCAUCUGAAAGACACAGAACUAUCAGCGUUAUAUGCUAGAGCUCUGCAAACCUAUGGGGCCUGGGUAGCUCACACCAGAACAGAACAUGCUCAGCAGAUACUGGACAAAUAUCUCAUCCCAGCAGUUGACAUCUCCGAUAAUGAGUUCAGACUUGUGUCAGCCUUCACUCUUGCCCGGUACGCAGACAGUGAGUACCAGACAUUGCUAAACUACAUCAAGUCCUCAGUAUACACAAGCAAGAUGAAGAGCAUAUCGGAGUCGCUGACUAGUGCUCAGAAACUGUCUAAGGCUGUUGAAGUCACCAAGAAGUCCACAGAUAUCGACAGGCAGACAAGGAUAGAUCUACAAAAGUCCAUCAACAUGCAUGACAAACAAAGCAAGAUUGACCAGACCGAAGUGGAAAAUGCACAAAAGGAGCUUGACAAUUUUCUCAUUUUGGCCAUCAGGCAUUAUAUGAUGAGCUUGGAGAUUGGAGAGUCUGACAAUCUAAGUAUUUUCCGUGUUGUCUCAUUGUGGUUGAACAAUAACGAGCACGAUGAGCUGCAAGAGGAGUUGUCAAGGCACAUCAACAAAGUGCCAACGUUCAAGGUGUUGCCUGUGCUGCCCCAGCUGGUGGCAAGGAUCACGGAGAACACGGGAGAGUUGUCCAUGUCCUUGUUGCACAAUCUAAUUGAGAGGUGCGCCAAGGACCAUCCUCACCAUGUAUUACCUCUGUUACUGGCUCUGGCCAACUCAUACAAGGACCAGGACUACUGUCAGUCUUCACUCCAGGGGGUCUCCAAGCCCGAGACAAGAGUUGUGGCUGCUCAACACAUGCUCAACAAGAUGAAACAGAAGACCAACUUGAAGACAUUAAUUAGAGACAUGCAAGUAGUUUCUGAGGCUUAUAUCAGUCUGGCAAACUUCCCUCACACACCUGAUAAAUCGUGCAAAGUGUUUAAGAUACCUAAGAGUGAGCCAAUAACGAAACUGAAGAGCAUGGAGCAUAUUCUGUGCCCUACAGCGACAUUGGCUGUCAAGAAGUCUGGAAAUUACGAAGACGUGUUAGGUAUUCAAGGAUUUGUUGAAACGUACUAUUCUGUUGGUGGUAUCAAUGUGCCAAAAAAGAUAGAGUGCAUUUGUACAGAUGGUAGAAAAAGACCACAACUUGUAAAGGGUAAUGAUGAUCUGAGACAGGAUGCUGUAAUGCAACAAGUGUUUACAAUAAUGAACUCACUCCUCCUUGAAAACAAAGAAACUCUAACCAGAAGACUGCUCAUCAGGACAUACAAGGUGGUACCCCUGUCUCAGCGUAGUGGUGUGAUCGAAUGGUGUAGCAAUACUAUACCUCUGGCCAUCUACCUCGUCGGGGGUGAAGGAGUGACGGGGGCACACACACGUUACAGAAAGGAGGAUUGGUCUCCUAAAGUGUGCCGGCAGAAAAUUAUGGAUGCAGCCAAGAGUAGUAAUGGAAAGAAGCUGGCAGUUUUCAAAGAAGUGUGUGCUCACUUUAAACCAGUUUUCCGUAAUUUCUUCUUUGAAAAUUUCCAGAAUCCAGGAAUCUGGUUUGAGAGGAAAUUAGCUUACACUCACAGUGUUGCUACCUCCUCUAUGGUUGGCUACAUCAUGGGCCUUGGUGACCGACAUAUUUGUAAUAUUCUCAUUGACCAGCGGACAGCUGAAGUCAUUCAUAUUGACUUUGGUAUUGCGUUUGAGCAGGGGCGCACUCUAGUUACAGCUGAGACUGUCCCGUUUCGCCUUACAAGAGACAUUAUUGAUGGAAUGGGUGUCUCAGGUGUUGAAGGAGUAUUUAGGAGGAGCUGUGAGAAGACGGUGGUGGUGUUGAGGGAAUGCCAGUCCACCAUCGUCACUAUCCUCGAGGUGCUGCUGUAUGAUCCUCUGUACGUCUGGACCAUGACUCCGGCCAAGGCUAUGGCCAAACAGUCAAAUUCUGCCACUGCAAGGUCACUUCAGUCACAGCCCUCACAAGCCUCUGAGGGUCAGGUGAACAAGCUGGCGGAGAGAGCUCUGCUGAGGCUGAAGCAGAAACUCCAAGGUAUCGAGGAAGGCAGCAAUACCAGUGUCGAGGGCCAAGUGUCCAAGCUGAUCCAAGAGGCCACAAACCCUGCCAACCUGAGCCGGCUGUUCCAUGGCUGGCAGGCACAUGUUUAAAUAGCCCCCAUUCAUCACUUUUUGAAGUGUUAAAGUUCCUAUUGAGUAACUGACAUGUACACGUACGUUACAUUUGAUCAGAUUAAUGUAAUAUUGAAAUUAGUUACAAACAUUAUUUUAAGCUAUGUUACUUUAAGUAUACAAUUGAGUUUUUAAAACGUGCCUUGAAAACAUUUCUAAACUGGAGCCUGAUUUUAAAAGAUCUUCUAUUUAUGUGUAUGUAUUAUGUAUUAAUUGUAACUGCUACAGUUAGAAACUAUGUUAUGUUAUUUUUUACUGUAUCCUUAAUUUUAUUGGUAAGGUUUAAUACAUUAAACUUGUUAUUAUUACACUUUAAAAUGGGUUUACUUUUAAAACAUGGUACUAAAAUUCAUUUUUACAAGAAUAAUCAAUUACUCAUACAUACUUAAGAAGAGCAUCAAAAAUAUUUUAUGUACCUGUGAUACGAUUAUUAAUAUUCUUUACUAACUUUCAAUAAAUCUUAUACAAAUCUUAUAUUAACUAUUGAUUUUAGUAACCAAAAUAUUUUUUACACAAAAAUGUUCCAUAAUCCUAUAGAUAGUUACAUUUUGCACAAGAAAGUGUCAUUACAAAUUAUUUAAUUUUAACCAACAUCCUUAAUAACGUCUUCUCCUUAUUUUUAUCUAAAGUGACACUUUUUUAUAUUAAUUUGUGGAACUUAUUUUCACCAAAGGCUGUGAAUAUUUGUCCUGUAUCUGUGACUCAGUGUAUCUAAUAUUGCAAUUGUACAUUUCUAAGGUCAUGACAUUACUUACGAUUCGCUUCAAAUGUGAUGAUUUAGAAUAUCUUAUUGUAUUGUAUUUAAUAGCGAAUUACAUUUGAACAAAGACCAUCUUCUUGUUCUUGAUACUUUGGAGAAAUUGGUAGCAUGAAACCACCACAAGUUAUAACAAUAAUACUAGUUUAAUUAUUUAGGAACAAAAACACUUAACCUUCACACAUAAUUUAUUUAUAAUUUUACUCAAACUAAAACAUUUGUUAGUGAAAAUAAGAUAAUAAUAUAUAUUAAUAAAAAAUGUUUACUUUUGUAUUGUUUGUAAAUAGAUUGUAAUAUUUUGCUAUUGAUAUCUGUUCUUAAUAAAUAUUGAUUAAAAUGUUA
Homalodisca vitripennis (glassy-winged sharpshooter) is the source of this 9727-nucleotide messenger RNA. RefSeq names its product serine-protein kinase ATM (gene tefu). NCBI's taxonomy places the organism in Eukaryota, Metazoa, Arthropoda, Insecta, Hemiptera, Cicadellidae. Bases 178 to 8607 code for a protein of 2809 amino acids. Gene Ontology annotation, biological process: DNA repair. The transcript has 53 exons. Gene Ontology annotation, molecular function: protein serine/threonine kinase activity; protein binding. The record is from RefSeq and is a predicted model, not a curated record.